Somion occarium is the source of this 2001-nucleotide messenger RNA. The record is from the annotation of a GenBank genome assembly. Lineage: Eukaryota; Fungi; Basidiomycota; Agaricomycetes; Polyporales; Cerrenaceae.
AUACCAAGUGAAUGCUUGAACCGUUGAAGCCAUGGAAUGAAAACGAUGUAUAAUAACAACACUCUGGUUUUGCUACACCCUAUUUGGGGUUUUGCCGGCUGUAAGGGGUUUAGGUUCCGACGCUUGGCCCGAACAUUGUUACUGCUAUAGGGGUUUUGUGGCCGCAAUGACGGCUCUAAUGCGCUCCAGAAGUCUGCGUUCAACGUGCUCUACGAUAACAAGGGCUUCUUUGCUCGCUCUAUGCCCCGCGACGAUGCCCACAGGAGGGGACGCUCUGUUGAAGUGAAGCCACUACAUUCACGACACAGUUCAUAUCCCAACUCGAUGUCCGCUUCUCACAAGGCUUUCAAGGCUGUCGUGAUUCCCAGGAUGUCUUCGAGGCAGUGGAUCGCUUUGGGACUAGGAGCUUUCUUCGCUUUAAUUCUGUUAUCUCAGGCGAUUGGCCCCAAAUCAUCUCCAUGGAGGAUAUCAGACGAAGCCUUUACCUUUCCUUCACAGGGGGUCGUUGCCCGCCCCAACGAGGACGUUUCAUUAGAUUUGUCCCAAGUGCUUGUGGGACCGCCUACGAAACACUUCAGAGACAACCUGCGAAACGAGACCCGUUAUCUCACGUCCUGGUUGUCGGCCGGCUUCACAAACGAUGUGAUGACUCUAGGAAAUUUGAUAUACCUCGCCAUGAUCACCAAUCGCAUCCCCAUCCUCCCUCCUGUGGAUUCAUAUAUCGGGAAGCGUCCUAAUCCUAUGCCCUUUUCGGCCAUUUUCGACCUUCCACGGCUCCGACGGGCACUCAACAUCCCGGUGUUAGAAUGGCAAGAAGUCAAGGACCCUCGGAGCGAAGAGACCGACAUCCUCGGAUGCUGGAACAUAUUCGAAGUAGAUGACAUGCGGGCAUCAGGUCCCAGGGAGAGUAGGAAUCCCAUUUCACUCGUCCUAGACAUAUCAUAUACCCGUGCCCCGACAUCUGUGAAACUUAUCCCAGGCUUCAUCCACGACGCACACUCAUCGUUCUGGGCGCUAGCUCCGCUCGCGUUUCCCGACAUGCGUGCGAAAGCGUUAGCCUCUCCAGAGGUGGUUACUACCCCUGGAGUGCGCACAGGGACGUCAACACCGCCAGAUGAGCAGCUGCUGUGCUUUGACUAUUUGUUUUAUGUCUCUGCCGACGUGCCGUUUGAGUAUGACAGGGAUGUAUACCCUUCAUGGCAUGCGGUCCAACGACACUUUCGAUGGACAUCGGAGGUUGAGAAGCUGGGUGGCGAAUACCUCAGACGGGUUCUUAAUGUUACCGAGCAUGAUCCAAUUCCACUGCACAUAACAAUCCACGCUCGCCAUGGAGACUUCAAAAAUUGGUGCAACGAGUUAGACCCCCAGGAUUGUUUCGCUCCACUGUCUGUCUUUGCUGUCCGAAUUGCGGAGAUUCAGAAGGAGCUGUUGGAGCGCAAAGGUGUUCAUGUUGAGCACGUCAUCGUGACUAGUGAUGAAGAAGACGAAAAGUGGUGGGACAAAGUCAAGGCCAUGGGAUGGCUUCGCAUAGAUCAUGCCAAGGAACGCACCGCGGAGACCCAUGGUGAAUGGUAUCCGGUCAUUUUAGAUGCAUAUGUACAGUCUGCAGGGCUUGGUUUUGUUGGCACUGACCGUUCGACAUUCUCGACUGUGGCACGGAGACGGGUGCAGGACUGGCACGACGGAGCUGUCCGCACUGUGCGCUGGGGUAGACCAGAUGCUGACACUCAUUAACCCAUAGAAUGUCUCAUUUCACGGGGACGCUUUAACGCUUCAACGCUUCAAUGCUUGUAUGUUUUACUAUUCCUUUUCUCGGACUUAUCGCUCUAUGUACUAUACCUGCCUGAGAAUCUCUGGAGAAUGUUAGCAAUAUCGUACCUCAUGCCUGUGAUCUCACGUACGAGCAUGAAGCGGAUCGAUGUAUUCAAUGUAGGAUACCUGGAUAUAGACCUGGUUGUGGUCCACAACAGCUCUGGCUCGCGCCUCUGUGAUUGGCGACCU